CGGGUUUUGGGCCUUGGUCAGGGUUUCAAACUAAUUGUAAAGGUUUCAAAUUGGGGCUUCAAGCCGAGGUCAAGGGUCGUUGGGUUUUUUUUUUUUGACAGCAAACGCGACAACAUUUUUCUCGAGCGGCUCCUCAUCCGCCGGCGCACGUUGCGCGUGGGCGAGCGUGCGAUCGCGCCUCGGAGCCGAAGCCGCGUCCUCGCCCACGCUCAAGAUGGCGGCGCCCCCCCCCCCCCACGGGCCUUCCGCUGUUGCGGCGCCGGCGGGGGUUGUCGCAACGCGCGGCGUGUUUUACCCGGAAGAUCCGAAGGCCGCCACCUCGUGACCCGAUGUUUUACGUACGCAACGGAGGCAGCGGCGUCAUCUUUUUCUUAUUUACAUUUUUUUUUCAUUUUCAACGCGCUAAAAAGUCGUCGCAGCUUACAAACCGCCGCGCGCCAGCGGCAAGAAAAAUCUAAGUGAUAAAGGCGGCAGCCGCGGUCUUUACUCGCUUCAGUUUUUCGUCAUUUUUUUAUUCAUCUCGAGGGGGGGGGGGGGGGGUGUAAAAGCCAGAGGGCGUGUGCGCCUCGAAAAAUAAAUCUGCCGUCGGACUGAUGGCGCGUGUCCCCGGGGUAGCAAAUAUUACAGAAUUAUUAUCGCGGGCAGUCGUUAUUUAGCUCGGGGAUCAAGUCCUGAGGGCGAGUGGGGAAAAAAAAAAAAAAAAAACAAAACUGCAAAUAAUAACAUAAAAUCCGUAAAUAUGAUCCCGAAAUAUCCAUAAAAACAAACGGCUGGCUUGUUGGAUUUAUUUGGAAACAAAUGCACCUUGCUUUGAAACCCAUAAAAAUACCGACUACUACUGCUGCGAGUAGCAUCAACCCACAAGUGAUCAGGAAAAGAGGCCACGAGCUGGCGCCGAACAACUACUUUUGCACCAAAACGCGACAUUAAACCGCAGCACAAAAAUAGUAAAUGACGCUCUACGAGUUCCAAAAUCUACGAAGCCUAACUGAUAAUUAGCUAUUACAGACCGGCUAGCUUGACUAGCUAACAAGCUAGCAGUAACAAACUUUGCAGAUAUUGAGCAGUGCCAGUUUAUCUUGAAAUUUUUUUUUUUUACAUUCCCUACGUAAAAACAAAGCUAAGGCGCUCCAAAUAAUCACUUUAUUCUACCUGUGGACUGGAGCUGACGCCAAAAAGCGUGUUUCGGGCGCGAAGCUCUACUUCCCUCUGGUGGACUCCCGAUGUAUUGCACUCAGAUGGCAACUGAAGCUGAAACAAAAUAAAAAACAAAAGCCCGUCGUUAAAUGUAAAUUUACCAUGAAUAAAAGGGUGUAUGCAAAUCAGCGCGGUAAUUUAUCAACUAAACAGAAUUCUAUUGAAGGAUUAAUAGAGUCUUAAAGAGACAGUAGCACCUUUCUCCCGUGUGCGCAUGCGUCAAACGUCCCCCUCUCCUCCUCAUCCCGUUGCAAAAACAGCACCUGCAUUCUGGCAUUCAUGGUGACACAUUCGCGGGCUCGGAGAGGCCGGAGAUGCGCAAGAGGCAGCAGAUGCAGGUGCACCAAGAAGCCGCCGCCAGCGUCCUCCACGCCCGCCACGGGAUGGGCGACGGCUCCGGCAACGCCCCCGGCAACGCCUGCUGCUUCUGCUGGUGCUGCUGCUGCAGCUGCUCCUGUUUAACUGUUAGAGGCGAGGACGAGACGAUCCAGAGGUCCACUUGCGACCGCAGGACCGACGGCGCCAGUAACGGCGAAGAAAGCCCCAAGCCCACGCUGGAGGACGCUCGUUCCUGGACCGCGUCGUUCGAGAAGGUGAUGAAGAGCGCGGCGGGGCGCGGCUGCUUUCGCCAGUUCCUGCGCACAGAGUUCAGCGAGGAGAACAUGAUGUUCUGGCUGGCCUGCGAGGAGCUCAAGAAGGAGACCAACAAGACGGUGGUGGAGGAGAAAGUACGGCAAAUAUACGAGGACUUCAUCUCCAUCCUUUCCCCGAAGGAGGUCAGCCUGGAUUCUCGCGUCCGCGACGUGAUCAACCGCAACAUGCUGGAGCCCACCUCGCACACCUUCGACGACGCCCAGCAGCAGAUCUACACGCUGAUGCAGAGAGACUCGUACCCGCGCUACAUCAACUCCGCCGCCUACACCGAUCUGCUCAAGAGCCUGGAGGAGCCGGCCCCCCCGCCGCCGCCACCCCCGCCUCCCAAGCCGUAGAAGACUCGCACUUAUUUCACUUAAGAAUCCGCACGCGUCCCGAGCAGACGGGGGUCCCGGUUGCACGUCUUGGCGUCCACCGUUAGCCCGCAAAAUGUCUAUUUUUCUACGCUCCCUCGCACUUGACGUUGGCACUUUUCUACCCGGUUCCCAGGCGAGGGGUCGGCGCGUCCGCUUGCGUUUCGAGGUUCUUUCGUCGGCCUUAAAAACAGGAACUUUUCAUCGGGACGCCAAUUUCGAAGACGGAAAGUGCCUUUGGGAUAAGAUCUUCUCCGCGGGCCACAUUUUCCACUCGAUCGGAUCCGGUGCCACAUUUGACUUUGGUGCUUUUCAGCUCUUCUCCAGCUUUCCCACCUGGAAAUCAUAAUCCAGAUAGUUAUAUAUAAAAUUCUUGUACCCCCCCCAGUGGUCACAAAAAUAACUUCAAUCCGAGACAAUCAUAAAAUUAUAGUCAAUAUAAACCGAUGAAUAUCAGAAAUUGCUUUUGGAAUAUGUGGGAAAAUGUUUAAACAUUUUUAAAGCCUACCGUGAAGCCCUAGUUGGGUUUUUGGUAUCGAAAUCACACUUUCAGUUCUUGGGUCAAUCUAGACCGCGGUAUUUAUCCAAAACGGUCCGAGACGCACACUAUAAUCAAUAAAAGAAAAUACCAACAAACAAUUUGAUGAACUCAGAGUUAACUCAAGUUACUCAGCACAUUUCGAUCAAUUCUUUUUUAAUAUUUAUUCAAUAUUGACUUGUUCUUCAUUAAAAAUUAGUGAAGUGUUGAACCGUACAAUGGGUCAAUUUGACCCAAGGUGUGUGUGUGUGUCAGAAAUGAACAAAAUCUCAAUAAACAAUUUCAUGAA
Syngnathoides biaculeatus (alligator pipefish) is the source of this 3031-nucleotide messenger RNA. RefSeq names its product regulator of G-protein signaling 20. Bases 1512 to 2186 code for a protein of 224 amino acids. The transcript is spliced from 5 exons. Lineage: Eukaryota; Metazoa; Chordata; Actinopteri; Syngnathiformes; Syngnathidae. The record is from RefSeq and is a predicted model, not a curated record.